Molecule: messenger RNA, 2364 nt
Organism: Cryptomeria japonica (Japanese cedar)
Lineage: Eukaryota; Viridiplantae; Streptophyta; Pinopsida; Cupressales; Cupressaceae
Product: receptor-like protein EIX1
Exons: 1
Coding region: 1-2364 (787 amino acids)
Molecular function (GO): protein binding
Source: RefSeq, a predicted model, not a curated record
AUGGCUGUUUCUCGGACUAGCUUUGCCUUGAUUAGUGCAAUUUUAAUUAUCCUUUCAACAAACCCAUCGGUUGGUCGAUUCAAUUGUCUUAACCAGGAAUCCCAAGCUCUUCUUUCCUUCAAAGCAGCGUUGAAUGUCUCUGAUGGCAUUCUCAGUUCAUGGGUUAACGGAAGUGAUUGUUGCUCCAAGUGGGAUGGCAUUUCAUGCAAUAAUCUCACUUAUCAUGUAGAGCGGGUGAAUUUGAGUGCUUACACCAAUCAUGCAGAGCAGGGCGUGCAGAGUGGAGUCAUAUCUGGUAGUUUGUGCAACCUUCCUUUUCUCAAAUACCUCAUCCUACCGAACAUUGGUCUAACUGGUACUAUUCCUUCCUGUUUAGGAAAUCUCUCUCAGCUUCGUUAUCUGGAUUUGGAAAACAAUAGUUUCAGUGGAAUUGUUCCUCCUGUCAUUUGUCAGCUUAGUAAUCUGACUUAUAUAGAAAUAGCCUAUAACAAACUCAGUGGAAUAUUGCCACCUUGUCUACAAAAUCUCUCCUUGCUUAAGUUCAUGAGCAUUUCCUUCAACCAAUUCAAUGAGAGACUUCAGAUUGCUGGUUUUUCGUCCCUUGAGCAGCUGUAUGCUCGUCAUUUUUCCUUCCGUGAGCACAUUACUUCUUCAGAGUUGGCAUUGCCGUCGUCUGUAAAGAUUCUCUGGCUCUCCCAUAUUACAAUUUCAGACACUCUGUUUGAUGACCUUGUAGAAUUGACAUUUAUGUUUCUGUCGUAUUGUGUACUGAAUAUUAGUACAAGUUGGAUUCCCCAGUUCCAGUUAGGAGCCCUAGAAAUUACCUCAUGCAGUAUUGGUGGUCAAAUUCCCGAGUGGCUAUUAACUCAAUACUCAUUAGAGAGAUUGAGAUUGACUGACGACAAUAUUGUUGGAGAAAUGCCCUCCUGGUUAUGGGAGAACAAUGCUCAGUUGUAUGUGUUAAACCUUUCAGGAAAUCAUUUACAUGGAAGUCUUAUUAUCCCAAACAGAUCAGUUGAAUGGAUGACAGUAUUAGAUGUGUCCCGAAAUGCAUUGACUGGACACGUGCCAUCAGUGUGGCCUCAAUAUCUACAGCUCUUAGAUGUGUCGCAAAAUGCUCUAGUUGGCAAUAUUCCUCCAGCCUUGUGCUAUUUAACUCACAUUGUAAAGUUAGAUCUGUCAGACAACAAGUUGAAUGGAUACAUUCCUCCAUGUUUUGCCAGCUAUAAGGAAAUUCGAGUACUAAAUCUAGGAGACAAUAGCUUGGAGGGAAGUAUACCCCAUGGACUAUGCCCGUCCUCUUUAAGUCUACGAAAUAAUAAGUUAACUGGAACUAUUUCUGCAUUAGUCGCCAAUUGUAAGUCCAUGAAACUACUAGAUAUUGGGCAUAACAAAUUUAGCGGUGAUAUUCCUUGGUCAGUUGGAAAUUUAUCAUCGCUUCAAGUGUUGAUGAUGAAGGGUAAUCGUUUCAGUGGCAGCAUUCCUUUAGAACUUUUCCAGCUGAAGCAACUCCAGAUCUUAGACCUUUCGUCUAACAAUAUAUCAGGUUUUAUUCCUAAUAACAUUGCAUCUUUGCAUGCAAUGAGUGUAGCAAGAGAAGACGGUCAUAUGUUUUUUGAUCUGUUAAAUCCUUAUCAUUUUUUUGUAAGACACAGCGGAAUUAGGUCAUAUUCUGAGCUUGGCCCUUUUGAGAAAUGGGUAUUUGAAGUCCCGUCUCAUGAUGAAUUGAACAUCACUGUGAAAGGCUUAGAGCUGCAUUAUCCAUAUAUUCUGUCCACACUCACAGUCAUCGAUCUCUCCAAUAAUCAAUUGAAUGGACACGUUCCUUUUGAGUUUGGCAAGCUGAAGGGAUUAAGGUUUCUUAAUCUAUCAAGGAACAACCUCAGAGGAAUUAUUCCUCCGAGUUUAGGGGAAAUGGAUCAACUAGAGUCAUUGGACCUUUCUACAAACAGAUUUUCUGGAAGUAUUCCUGCAGAAUUUCAAUCUCUGACAUUAUUGGCAUAUUUAAAUUUGUCAAACAAUAACCUCUCAGGUAGCAUACCGCAAGGAGGACAAAUGACGACAUUUGAAAAUACAUCAUAUUCUGAAAAUCCAUAUUUGAACGGAUGUCCACUUCCAACGAAAUGUUCCUGGCCAAAAUUUGCUCCACCACAUCCGUCAACAAGUAAUAUUCAAGAUGGAAAGGAAGAUAAUAGGAAGCAAAUACCAUGGUAUACGAUUGGACUAGGAUUGUCACAUGCAGCAGGUUUUUCCUGUGUGAUGUUAUUGCUUGCAGUAAGGGACAAAUGGAGGAAGAAAUACUUCAAGUGGGUAGAUAAGAAUUUGAAGAAGCUGUUUCCUUCCAUCCGUAAUAAGAGAUUAUGA